GCCGAGGGGUUGGAGGUGGGGUCCCAGGAGGACCUCGGGCUGUGGGCCGGGGGAGCGGAGUCUGGGAGUUGGGCGGGGGAGCGAGGUGGCGCCGAGGAGCGAGGUGGCGCCGGGGAGCCAGGGAUAUGGCGCGGCUAGACGAUGAGGAGGGGGCGACGGUGGCGCCCGGACACCCGCUCGCGAAAGGAUACCUCCCGUUGCCGAGGGGCGCGCCCGUUGGGAAGGAGAGCGUGGAGCCGCAGAACGGGCCCAAAGCGGGCACCUUCCUGGUGAAUGGGGCCCCCCGGGACAGCCUCGCUGCCGCCUCGGGAGUUCUGGGCGGGCCUCAGACUCCACUGGCCCCAGAAGAGGAGACCCAGGCCCGGCUGCUGCCUGCGGGCGCGGGAGCCGAGACCCCGGGGGCCGAGAGCACCCCGCUGCCCCGGACGGCGCUCUCCCCGCGGCGCUUCGUGGUGCUUCUGAUCUUUAGCCUGUACUCGCUGGUAAACGCCUUUCAGUGGAUCCAGUACAGCAUCAUUAGCAACGUCUUCGAAGGCUUCUACGGUGUCACCUUGCUGCACAUCGACUGGCUGUCCAUGGUGUACAUGCUGGCCUACGUGCCCCUCAUCUUCCCGGCCACCUGGCUGCUGGACACCAGAGGCCUGCGGCUCACCGCCCUGCUGGGCUCCGGCCUCAACUGCCUGGGUGCCUGGAUCAAGUGCGGCAGUGUGCAGCAGCAUCUCUUCUGGGUCACCAUGUUGGGCCAGUGCCUGUGCUCGGUGGCCCAGGUGUUCAUCCUGGGCUUGCCCUCCCGCAUCGCCUCAGUAUGGUUUGGGCCCAAAGAGGUGUCCACAGCUUGUGCCACCGCGGUGCUGGGCAAUCAGCUUGGAACUGCAGUUGGCUUUUUGCUACCACCAGUUUUAGUACCCAACACACAGAAUGACACAAAUCUCCUGGCUUGUAAUAUCAGCACCAUGUUUUAUGGAACAUCAGCUGUUGCCACACUUUUAUUUAUUUUAACAGCAAUUGCCUUCAAAGAAAAACCUCGGUAUCCACCAAGUCAGGCUCAAGCAGCUCUUCAAGACAGUCCCCCUGAAGGGUACUCCUAUAAGAAAUCAGUAAGAAACCUGUUUAAAAACAUUCCUUUUGUCCUUCUGUUGAUCACUUACGGUAUCAUGACUGGUGCCUUUUAUUCAGUCUCAACGUUAUUAAAUCAAAUGAUAUUGACACAUUAUGAGGGAGAAGAAGUCAAUGCUGGAAGGAUUGGGCUAACGCUAGUAGUAGCUGGAAUGGUGGGCUCUAUUCUUUGUGGCUUAUGGCUGGAUUAUACUAAAACAUACAAACAGACUACUCUGAUAGUUUAUAUUUUGUCUUUUAUUGGAAUGGUUAUCUUUACUUUCACAUUGAACCUUGGAUACAUUAUCAUCGUGUUUGUUACUGGAGGGGUGCUUGGCUUCUUCAUGACUGGUUACCUCCCUUUGGGUUUUGAAUUUGCUGUUGAAAUCACUUACCCUGAAUCUGAAGGUACUUCAUCUGGUCUUCUUAAUGCUUCUGCACAGAUAUUUGGAAUUUUGUUCACAUUGGCUCAAGGAAAGCUCACAUCAGACUAUGAUUCUAAGGCAGGAAACAUUUUUCUCUGUGUCUGGAUGUUUAUAGGCAUCAUUUUAACAGCAUUAAUCAAGUCUGAUCUGCGAAGACACAACAUAAAUAUAGGAAUUACAAAUGUUGAUGUUAAAGCUGUACCAGCUGACAGUCCCACAGACCAAGAACCAAAAACGGUUAUGUUGUCCAAGCAGUCAGAAUCAGCAAUUUGAAGAGAAAGGAAAAGUUACUGUCCUGUAGUAAUUGGGUACAAUGUGAUCAUCCUUGGAGAGAGAUGUGAGCACCAAGGCUGGGUUUGUAUGUGGUGGGGGAAUAGACACACUUACUUGAAAAUUGCCAUAUGAACUCUAAAUGCAUAAUUACUAUUUUGCUUAAUUGUUAAUUUACGGGAAAUUUUCUUAAAAUUCUUCUGUUUACAUCAUGUUAACACUACUAUUUAUCUAAUUAGUAUCCGGUUUUUAGUCUUAUAUUGUAUCUGAAAGUAAGCUUCUUGACAUUUACUUUUUAGAAGUCGAUGUUUUUCUUUUUUGUAGAAAAUGGAAGCUUAGAAAACUUUUUAAAGUGAUAAUAUGGGGUGUUCAGUCCCCAUGAGAUAUAAUAGUUCAUGCAGUUUAUAUAUUAAAAUAUCCAGUGGAACUAAAUGUACAAUAUAUUCCUAAUUGGCUGCUUUUUCACUGUGCUGACCAGCUGUUCAAGCCACUUCAGUAUGAGUACAACAUACCAACAUGACACUACUCACCCACAAAGGACAGCAUUGGGAUCAGGCUUUCAGAUGACCUCUAAGAUUUUUCCCAUUUAUUAUGCUCUUGUUACAAAGUACUUUUUAACACAGGCAGUCAAUAACUACAAAAACUAUUCUGUGUACAGAUUCUACCCCGACUUUGGUCUUAGAAUUAUGUUCUAAUUAAGGAGCCUGGUUAAAGGUUCAUUCUAUCUUGAGUUCUUUUCUGCGCUGCCUUCCUAUCAUGGAUAAAUGCUAACACUGUAUUUUUUUCACUCCAACUUGAGAUAGAGUAGUUUUGUACCCAUCGCCUUUUUUUCUUUUAAACUCUCUUUCUUUUUUUUCUUUCCUGAUGUAUAACUUUCUAGUAAGACAAUUUCAUCAUAUAUGUUACUGGCUAUUUCAUGUAUCACAUCCUAUAUUUUGCCUUGAAGAUUCCUGAAAUAAGGAAAUCUGUAAUAACUUCAGAUAGCCUACAUGUCCCCAUUUAGUGGAGACCUCUUGAGUGCUGUUUGAAUUCUGCAAUAUCAUUUUUAUGACCAUUCUCCUUUGAGGAAUACUAUGCCCAGGUACAUGCUCCAUCAGUGUGCCGGGAGAGUGAAUUCUUUUCUUCACUGCAGAGUCAUCACACUGUUGGAACAGUCUGCUCUUUUACAUGCUCAGGUAGGGAAAAUAAGACCAAAUAUAUUUCCACAGUGCCUACCACUGUGUCAUGUUUACAGUGAGAGUUUAAAUAUUGUUGAUGUCCUGACUCUCUGAGCUCAUAGGGAGUAUCUUCAUAGUAAUGACAUUUGAUCAGCCAUAAAAUUUACAUUAUGUUCAUAUGCACCCAAAAAAGCUAGUCAGGUAAUGAAUACCCUUGAAGUGAAUAGCAAUUUUGAUUUAGGCAGUGUGUUAGGCCAUCCUUGCAUUGCUAUAAAGAAAUAUUUAGGCCAGGCACGGUGGCUUAUGCCUGUAAUCCCAGCACUUUGGGAGGCUGAAGCGUGUGGAUCACCUGAGGUCAGGAGUUCAAGACCAGCCUCGCCAACAUGGUAAAACCCCAUCUCUACUAAAA
Molecule: messenger RNA, 3356 nt
Organism: Nomascus leucogenys (northern white-cheeked gibbon)
Lineage: Eukaryota; Metazoa; Chordata; Mammalia; Primates; Hylobatidae
Source: RefSeq, a predicted model, not a curated record